This is a messenger RNA of Taeniopygia guttata (zebra finch), 1410 nucleotides long. The record is from RefSeq and is a predicted model, not a curated record. Lineage: Eukaryota; Metazoa; Chordata; Aves; Passeriformes; Estrildidae.
CGUCAGACCGGAAGUGCUGCGCUAGCGGAGCCUCCGCGCCCCCGAAAGCGGCACCGGCCCCGCCCCCCCCCCACACCGGGACCCCCCCCUCACACCGGGACCCCUCUCGACCCCUCCUCAGGGACCCCCGGCAGGGCCAGAAAACCCCCGGAUACCCCCCGGGGCUGAGCCGGCAGCAGCGCCACGUCCGCACUGGAAGUGAACGGGAACUGGGAAUGAACUGGGGGGGACUGGGACUGGCUGGGGGCAACUGGGAGCACUGGGAAGAGUCCCUGUAGACCCCUGGGGGGGAGGAUGUGAAAGCGGGACCCCCUGAACGCCCCCAGAACCCCCCGGGACUCCCCCGCGAUGCGGCUGCGGCUCAGGAACGUUUUCCUCGUUUAUUUCGUCGUGUCGCUCGUGGGGCUCUUCUGCGCCCUGCGGGAGCUCGGCCGGCCCUGUCCCUGCCCCCCCCCCGAGCCCGAGCGGCGCCGGGGCCGCUCCGGGGGGGUCUCAGGGGGGGAGGGGCUGCCCCCGAUCUACGUGGUGACCCCGACCUACGCCAGGCCGGUGCAGAAGGCGGAGCUGGUGCGCCUGUCCCAGACCCUGCUCCACGUCCCCGCCCUGCACUGGGUGGUGGUGGAGGACGCCGCCUCCCCCUCGGCGCUGGUGGGGGGGGUCCUGGCGGCCUCGGGGGUCUCCUUCACCCACCUGAGCGCCGAGACCCCCCCUGAGCUGCGGGGGGGCCCCGGGGCCCCGUCCUGGCUGUUCCCGCGCGGGGCCGAGCAGCGGAACCGGGCCCUGCGCUGGCUGCGGGACACGCGCCGCCCCGACGAGCCCGGCGUCGUUUACUUCGCCGACGAUGACAACACCUACAGCCUGCGGCUCUUCGAGGAGAUGCGCAGCACCCGUGGCGUGUCGGUCUGGCCCGUGGGGCUGGUGGGGGGCCUGCGGCUGGAGCGGCCGCUGGUGGCGGGGGGCCGCGUGGUCGGCUUCCACACGGGCUGGCGGCCGGAGCGGCCGUUCCCGCUGGACAUGGCCGGCUUCGCCGUGGGGCUGCGCCUGCUGCUCGCCCACCCCCGCGCCCGCUUCGACCCCCGCGCCGAGAGGGGAUUCCUGGAGAGCUCCUUCCUGGGGGGGCUGGUGACCCCCGGGCAGCUGGAGCCACGGGCCGACAACUGCACCCAGGUGCUGGUGUGGCACACGCGCACCGAGAAGCCGAAGCUGCGCCAGGAGGAGCAGCUGCAGCGCCAGGGCCGGGGCUCUGACCCCGACAUCGAGGUUUAGGGGGGCCCCAAACCCCCCCGGGACCCCCCAAAACCCCCCGGGGACCCCCCCGGGACCCCCCAGACCUUUAUUUAUCGCCAGGACCCCCCCGUUUUUUGGGGGACCCCCUCUGGUUCCCUUCUGUGCAAUAAACGCUCCCUCCCA